CCGGCGCUCGGUGGUGCGAGGCCCUGCGCUUGCGCGGUGGGCAUCGCGGGGAGGAGCUGAGGGAAAGGGUUUGGUGGGCGCGCAAGAUGCUGGGUGCGGCAGAGCGCGCAGAAGUGGGGCCCACGGGUGCCCAGCUUCACAGGUAUUCAAAGAAGCCCUUUUAUCCAGAUGUGUUUAGCAAUGAUAUGGAUCAGUCUGGAGUUCUCCUCUGGGUAAAAGCAGAACCCUUUAUAGUGGGUGCCUUGCCAAUUCCCCCGCCCUCCAAGUUCAGUCUGCACUAUCUCAAGAAGAUAGCCACCUAUGUGCGAACCCGAGCUACCGAAAGAGCUUACCCACGUUUGUCCUGGUCUACGUGGAGGCAUAUUGCUUGUGGGAAGCUGCAGUUGACCAAGGAUAUAGCAUGGCUUUACUUCGAAAUAUUUGAUAGUCUUUCGAUGAAGUCGCCAGAGGAGCGCCUAGAGUGGUCUGAGGUUCUGUCUAACUGCGUAUCUGAGGAUGAAAUUGAAAAGCAGAGAAAUCAGCUCUCAGUGGACACACUACAGUUUCUGCUGUUCUUAUACAUACAGCAGUUGAACAAGGUCUCCCUGAGGACAUCUUUGAUUGGAGAAGAGUGGCCUAGUGCCAGGAACAGACCCCAGUCUCCUGACCUGUCUGAAAAGUCCAACUGCCACAAUAAGAACUGGAAUGAUUACAGUCACCAGGCUUUUGUCUGCGACCAUCUGUCAGAUCUCCUUGAGCUGCUUUUAGACCCAGAACAACUCAGUGCAUCAUUUCACUCGACCCAUAGUAGUUUAGUCUCUCGAGAAGCCGUUGUGGCACUCAGCUUUCUCAUUGAAGGCACAGUGAGUGGAGCCAGGAAGAUCUAUCCGCUACAUGAACUUGCAAUGUGGCAGCCACUGCACGCAGACAGCGGCUUCUCAAAGAUCUCUAAGACUUUCUCUGUCUACAAGCUGGAAUCCUGGUUGAGAGCCCGUUUGACUGGGAAUCCGUUUGGUACAUCUGCUUGCCUGAAGUCGGGAAAGAAAUUGGCUUGGGCUCACCAAGUUGAAGGUACGACCAAAAGGGCCCGGGUUGCUUGUAACACUCCCGCGGCCCCUAGAACGCACCGCCUGGUGGUGAUGAGCCAGGUGUGCAGGCAGACGCUGGCCAAAAGCUCGGACACUCUGGCGGGGGCGCACGUCAGGAUCCAUCGCUGCAACGAGUCUUUUAUAUACCUGCUCUCUCCCCUGCGAUCUGUGACAAUUGAGAAGUGCAGGAAUAGCAUCUUUGUCCUGGGUCCUGUAGAGACCGCUCUUCACCUCCACUCCUGCGACAGUGUUAAAGUUAUUGCCGUUUGCCAUCGUUUGUCUGUCUCUUCUACAGCAAGCUGCACCUUUCACAUCCUGACCCCCGUGCGCCCGCUCAUCCUGUCUGGGAACCAGAGUGUAACUUUUGCUCCUUUCCAUACCCAUUACCCGAUGCUAGAGGACCACAUGGCCAGGGCAGGCCUCGCCACGGUGCCUAACUAUUGGGAUAAUCCGAUGGUCAUCUGCAGAGAGAGCAGUGACUCACAUGUCUUCCAGCUCUUACCCCCAUCUGAAUUCUAUGUAUUUAUCAUUCCUUUUGAAAUGGAAGGGGACACAACAGAGAUACCUGGGGGCCUGCCACCCGCGUAUCAGAAAGCGCUGAGUCAAAGAGAGCAAAAGAUCCAGGUCUGGCAGAAAACUGUGAAGGAAGCUCAUUUGACAAAGGAUCAAAGGAAACAGUUCCAGGUACUUGUGGAGAACAAGUUCUAUGAAUGGUUGGUUAAUACAGGGCAUCGCCAGCAGCUGGACAGUCUCGUACCCCCUGCAGGAGGCUCCAAACAAGCAGCAGGGUAGGGCUCCUACAGCAGAUCAACGGGUCCUGGACACACAGGGAUGCUUGGAGGAGGGAGCCCAUUGAAAACUAAAUUGGGAAGACACUUUCACUGCUUAAGGGACUUGGGAACUUUCUCUCUUGUAAAAGACUUCUUGAUUUCCAUUCCAUGCUUACUACUGUUUACGUUGGAUUUAAGCUAAACUUCUUGCUUUUAUGUAAACAAAUGGUUUAUAUACCAGAAGGCUCAUGUUUGUGAGGCAAAAGUGAAAGUGGAUGAAGGCAUCCCCAUUUUACAUGUGUAUAUUUAUGUAUGCUAAUACUUAAAUAUUUAUAGCUGGAUGUGGUGGCACCUGCCUGUAAUCCCAGCACUUGGAAGGCUGAGGCAGGAGAAUCACAGUGAAUUCAAGGACAGCCUGAGACAGACCCUGUCUCAGAAACAAACCCCCAAAAGAUUGUAGAUUUGUAAGUAUAUGUCAUAUUUUAAUAUGUCUGAUGAAAGGUUUCAUUCUUUCUAGAGUUGAAGAGUUUUAUAGUUCUUUGUAACUAUUUAAAAAGAAAUUUCUACUCCUCUUAAGAAAUAAUUAAAAUAAAAGUAUGAUUUUUUGAUGCAUAAAUGUAGCAGAAAUAGUUUUAUAUAAGAGUGUAUUUGUCCUUAAGCUACAAAACUUAAAUGAAUUUGCAUAAAAAUUUAUGGUUUUCAUUUUCUGAUUCAAAUUUCCAGUAAGCCAACUCAAAAAAGAUGAAGCUUUACUUUUAACCAAGGGAAGGAGUCUGCUGUCGCUCUGUGACAAACUUUACUGAAGUAACGUUGAUAUUUGAUUAGGAAAGCUGUAUUUGUUAGGAUAAGGGAAACCAAUUUCAAAUUGGUAAAUUAAGUCUGAUUGUUAAUAAAUGUUUCAUAUGAUUGCUAGCCAUCUAAUUAGUAGUUUUAUAAAAGACUUAAUUUAUAAAAUGAAAAUUAAUCUAUAGAAUGUUAAUUCUAAUUGAAAUUUUAGAGUUUGUAUUUUAAGAUAAGUUUAAGCCAGCAGAGUAUUACCAAAUAAAAGAACACUGGAGUAACAGAAGUGUGUUCUAGAAAUUGUUUGUUAAUGAAAUCAAUAAUACUAAUCAGAUACUUUCUUAAAAAUUGUGAGAUUCAGAAAACUACACAUGUAACUUCACGUGUAUCUGUCAGUAAUCUGUAUGGCAAGGCAUACUGGCCAUUUUCUGAACUGACUGUAGUACGUCCUUUUUGUUUGUUUGUUUUUGUUUUUACUGUGAUACAUAUUGAAGCCAUCCCAUUUAUAAAAAUACUUUCUGGACAGUUUCGUUAGCCCAAAGAUGAGAUAAGUUGGGCUUUGGAUAAGAAUCAAUAGACCAGAAAAAUAAAAAUGGAGAAUAUUGUUUCUUUGA
Messenger RNA from Cavia porcellus (domestic guinea pig), 3231 nucleotides. It is a transcript of the gene Tbccd1, whose product is annotated as TBCC domain containing 1. Gene Ontology annotation, biological process: maintenance of centrosome location; maintenance of Golgi location. Gene Ontology annotation, cellular component: spindle pole centrosome. The transcript is spliced from 8 exons. Lineage: Eukaryota; Metazoa; Chordata; Mammalia; Rodentia; Caviidae. The record is from RefSeq and is a predicted model, not a curated record. Bases 87 to 1859 code for a protein of 590 amino acids.